AUGAGCCUCAUACCAGAAAACUCAUCUCCUGAGACAGUGGUGGCCCUUUUCAGCAUUAAGGAUCUCGACUCCGGGGAAAAUGGGAGAACAUCUUGUUCUAUUGAAGAUCAACUGCCUUUUGCUCUAAAACCAGCUUUCAAGAAUUAUUAUGAACUGGUGACAGAAAAACCUCUGGACAGAGAGAAGGAUUCACAGUAUGUUAUAACCAUCACCGCUACAGACUCAGGGUCCCCCUCGUCGCUUACUACCACUGAAGCCAUUACGAUGCAAAUAUCGGACAUCAAUUACAAUGCCCCUCUGUUUAAUCGGGCAUUUUGCACCAUGUAUGUGCAUGAGAACAAUAAUCCAGCUGCAUUAAUUGGCCCCGUAACUGCUGUUGAUCAGGAUUUAGGGCAGAAUGCCAACGUGAAAUAUUCUGUAAUGCCUGCUCGGAAAGCUGACCAGUCCUUAUAUUCCUACAUAUCUAUUAAUUCUGAAAACGGAAAUAUAUAUGUUCUACGGCCAUUGGACUAUGAGCUUAUAACAAAUAUCGAUGUCCUAGUACAAGCUUCAGACUUUAGCUCUCCUCCAUUAAGCACAAAUGUCACAGUCCAGGUAAUCAUUACUGACGAAAAUGACAACUCUCCAGUUAUUUUAUUCCCCCCGCAAAACAGCUCUUCUGCCUCAGUUGACUUGGCUCCCAGAACAGCGGAGGCAGGCUGUCUUGUAACUAAGGUGGUGGCUGUAGAUGGAGAGUCUGGUCAGAAGCCUUGGCUUUCCUACCAACUCUUCGGGGCAACUGAUUCUGGUCUAUUCAUGGUGGGGCUUUAA
Chelonia mydas (Green sea turtle) is the source of this 810-nucleotide messenger RNA. RefSeq names its product putative protocadherin beta-18. Bases 1 to 810 code for a protein of 269 amino acids. Gene Ontology annotation, molecular function: calcium ion binding. Gene Ontology annotation, biological process: homophilic cell-cell adhesion. The record is from RefSeq and is a predicted model, not a curated record. The transcript has a single exon. Gene Ontology annotation, cellular component: plasma membrane. NCBI's taxonomy places the organism in Eukaryota, Metazoa, Chordata, Testudines, Cheloniidae.